UCCAAUUUGCAAAUUCUUAUACACGUUACCAAAGAAUCGUUCAGCAAAACCUGAACACAUUCAAGGCUCAGAGACACAGGAAAAACCAAACCCACUGGUUGUGGCUGUCCGGAAAGAUCUGAUCUGAUAGUGUGAAUGUUUUUAAACUACGUUCACUUCCUCUAUGUGCUUUCCGUACCAUUUGACUUCACCGCGGAGCACUGAGUCUGGAGAUAAUGCAACGUUCAGUGUUUGCCGCGUGAAGGUCAGUUAAUCGUUUCCUUAAUGAGUUUAAUGCAACACUUUUCAUAUCACAGUGCAAUAUAUAUUUUUCUGGUUCUAUCUGUAGCCUGUAUUUCCUGUCCAUGUGGCAUAAACCACUUUCACUUUUAUAAUAUGCAAAAAAAAAAAGUGAUUUUUAAAGUAUGUUAUGUAAUUCAAAGAUAAGAUCUGAUGAAUCAAAAAGCUUUGUAAGACACUCAUGGCUCCUGCAACCAGUUUUCUUGUAGUUAUCAACGAAACAUUUGCAGAAGGAGUCAACAGAGGAAGUGCAGUCACUUCUGUGUUUAAACGUAACCAUUUUUCUGUCUUGGCGUAAUGCGGCUGUCAGUUAAACGGUCAGUUGUACUCCUGCUAACCAUCUUCGGAACUUAUACGCUUACUAGGACUCUAUAUGAGGUGCUAACAUGCCCUGGAGAGGUUCCCAGAACUCAUGUGGUGUCUAUAGGGGUUCAAAACUUGAACCAGACACUGUAUCGGUAUGACCAGAACACACCGAUGGUGUUUGUGGGAGGGGUUCCACGAUCAGGGACCACCUUGAUGCGUGCCAUGCUAGAUGCCCACCCUGACAUCCGCUGCGGGGAGGAGACGCGGGUGAUCCCCAGGAUGCUGUCUCUGCGGCAGGGCUGGGGGAGGCAGACAGAGGAGCGCUGGGCGCUGGAGGAAGAGGGAGUCAGUCAAGAGAUGCUGGAUGCUGCGACCAGAGCAUUCCUGCUGGAGAUCAUCGCACGGCACGGGGAUCCUGCACCACUGCUGUGCAAUAAAGACCCCUUUACACUGAAGAGUGCCCUUUAUCUGUCAUACAUUUUCCCCAACUCUAAAUUCCUGCUAAUGCUCAGAGACGGCCGGGCGUCUGUGCACUCUAUGAUCUCCAGACGAGUGACUAUUGGUGGCUUCAACCUGUCUAGCUACAGGGACUGUCUAACUAAAUGGAGCAAUGCAGUCGAAGUCAUGUUCUCCCAGUGUAUGGCAGUAGGCCGGAGUCGCUGUAUGACCGUCCGCUAUGAGGAUCUGGUGCUGCAACCACGAGCCACUAUGCAGCGUGUGCUGCACUUUCUGAAAUCACCAUGGCACGAAGGUGUGCUUCACCAUGAGGAGGCCAUCGGGCAGCCUGGAGGAGUAUCACUGUCUCGAAGUGAACGCUCCACAGAUCAGGUGAUCAAACCAAUUAACUUGGAAGCCCUCACACGCUGGGUAGGCCACAUCCCAGCAGACGUCCAGCAGGACAUGGAGAACAUCGCACCAAUGCUGAGCAGGCUGGGCUACAACCCCAAAGCCAAUCCACCAGACUAUGGUCCACCCGAUCCGGAAGUGAUCAACAAUACUGAAAGGGUACUGAGAGGAGAUUUUAAAACUCCCACAAGACUGAAAAGAUUGGUACAAGGAUCUCCAAAUAUAGUUUUUAAAGAAGGUAGAAACUGAACAGAGUCAUUGGUUGCAGUAUGUGCUCGAGUUCAGCUUUGGAUAACUUCACCACAAUUUUGUGCCAUACAGAUACAGAAAAACGCGAGAAGGAAAUGAGGAGCAUCUUUAUGCUAUAGCUGUGGUUACUGGGGUCUGAUUUCGAUGUUGCCAGCAUCCAUUAGAAUAAAAAUGUGAUUAAAUCUUAUUGUGUACCAAAAUGUUGUUAUGCAAUAGACUGAUGUCAAAGAAACAAUUCUCAGGAAGGACAUUAAACCCUGGACAGAGAUCAACAUUUUUACUUCCUGAUGCGCUCAGAAGAGUAUUGUUUGCUUUGUUUAUCGAACAAAGCUUGCCAUAAUUCAGUUACACUGGACUUCCUGAACAAUGCAGUUUUUUUUGUCUUGUUUUGGGAAAUGAGAAGAGUGUGAUGCACUUGGUGUCGAACUGAAUGUUGUUGCUAUGUGCCUGCAUGCAUUUCCUUGACCUAACUAUUAAAUUGAGUCAUUGUUCUUUU
Messenger RNA from Carassius carassius (crucian carp), 2176 nucleotides. RefSeq names its product protein-tyrosine sulfotransferase 2-like. The record is from RefSeq and is a predicted model, not a curated record. Lineage: Eukaryota; Metazoa; Chordata; Actinopteri; Cypriniformes; Cyprinidae. The transcript has 5 exons. Gene Ontology annotation, biological process: peptidyl-tyrosine sulfation. Bases 577 to 1680 code for a protein of 367 amino acids. Gene Ontology annotation, cellular component: Golgi apparatus. Gene Ontology annotation, molecular function: protein-tyrosine sulfotransferase activity.